This is a messenger RNA of Paramecium sonneborni, 516 nucleotides long. The record is from the annotation of a GenBank genome assembly. Lineage: Eukaryota; Ciliophora; Oligohymenophorea; Peniculida; Parameciidae.
AUGGUGCAGAUUAAAGAGCAAUAUUUGGAUUGGUCGAGCUUUGAUUUAAGACAGCUUUGUAUAUCUAAAUUGUUACUAACACAAUCGCAUAUUAAUAUAGUAUUAAGAAAGAAAUAUAUCUGCAUGCACAUGAUAUUGCACAAUGUAAAUUUGUUAGACAAAUUUUAAGGGUACAAUUAAUUUUAUCAUUUCUGGCAGCAAUUUCAAAACAAUUCUACAUAUUUGAUUUAAGUGUGUUAGCAGUAUACAAUAAAAAGAUCAGAUUGAUUUGGAGACAAAGAUACUUUUGAAAAGAGGUACCAAAGACACUUUAUGAAUUGAAAAAUAAGGUUAACCAUUUUCAAGGACAAGGACGUAAGAAAGAAAGAGAUAUUGGAUAGUUUUUGGAGGGGAUAAAAUUUUUGGGAAGACUAUAAAUAUAUAAAUAUUGUGAAGUAGCAGAUAAAACAAGAUAUACAGCUUUAGGAUAUGAUUUAAUAUUUUUUGUAGAGUAUUUAGCACUUGAUUUGAUGAUGG